AUGGCACCACAGAGUUCUUUAGCUAUGAGAAGAAAGAGUGCGGUUACUGGACGACUGGGUUUAUGGUCCCUCCGAGAGCUGCUGCAUCGGAGGGUGCUUUUUUUUUUUUAUCAGGGCAAGCUGUGUUCCAUAGCAGGGAACUUUUGGCAGAGCUCCCACUAUUUGCAAAGGAUUUUGGAUAAAUAAGAUCUGUUGAAGGAGCACCAAAAGGAUUUAAAGUUUCUCUCUGAAGGAGAAUAUUGGAAGCUACAAAUAUUUUUUACAAAUGUUAUCCGAGCAUUAGGUGAACAUCUUAAAUUAAGACAAGUUACUGCCACUGCUAUGGUAUAUUUCAAGAGAUUCUAUGCCAGGUAUUCUCUGAAAAGUAUAGAUCUUGUAUUAAUGGCUCCUACAUGUCUGUUUUUGGAAUCCAAAGUUGAGGAAUUUGGAGUAGUUUCAAAUACAAAAUUGACUGCUGCUGCUACUUCUGUAUUAAAAACUAGAUUUUCACAUGCCUUUCCAAAGGAAUUUCCUUAUAGGAUGAAUCAUAUAUUAGAAUGUGAAUUCUACCUGUUAGAACUAAUGGAUUGUUGCUUGAUAGUGUAUCAUCCUUAUAGUCCUUUGCUCCAGCAUGUGCAGGACGUGGGCCAAGAAGACAUGUUGCUUCCCCUUGCAUGGAGGAUAGUGAAUGAUGCCUACAGGAUGGAUCUUUGCCUACUGUAUCCUCCUCUCAUGAUAGCUUUAGCUUGCCUACAUAUAGCCUGUGUUGUUCAGCAGAAAGAUGCGAGGCAAUGGUUUGCUGAGCUUUAUGUGGAUAUCGAAAAGAUUUUGAAAAUAAUCAGGGUUAUUUUAAAACUAUAUGAACAGCGGAAGAAUUUUGAUGAAAGAAAAGAGAUGGCAACUAUUCUUAGUAAAAUGCCAAAACCCAAACCGUCUCCAAACAGUGAAGGAGAGCAGGGUCCAAAUGGAAGUCAGAACUCUAGCUACAGCCAAUAUUAA
Saimiri boliviensis boliviensis (Bolivian squirrel monkey) is the source of this 978-nucleotide messenger RNA. The record is from RefSeq and is a predicted model, not a curated record. Lineage: Eukaryota; Metazoa; Chordata; Mammalia; Primates; Cebidae.